AUGGAGCUGAGCCAUCUCCUCAUAGCUACCUGUCUUAUAAGCCUCGUGGCGUUUAUUCUGCUGUCGGGCAGACACUCUCGCGAAAACAAGGAACCUAUCAAUGUGCCUGGACACCCAAUCUUUGGGCAUGUGUCCGGAAUUAUCCGCCAUGGAACGACGUAUCCUGUUCUAUUAGGGCAACAGAACAAUCACCCACCGAUCUACGCAAUACGCAUGUUCGGCCAACGAAUCUAUACAGUCAGCUCACCAGGGCUCGCUAGUAUUGUCAUGAGAAAGCAGAAGCAUCUCGACACCGAAACCCAGUUCAUUAUCACCGUCUUCCAGAAUAUGCUCGGGGCCGAUAAGGCCGCAAUGAGACUAUUGCUAUCGUCCACGAAGCCCGCCGCAAAGAAGGCGCGCACUCCAUUCAGAGAGGAAAUGAGAUCAAUCGAGCACAGGCUUCUGGCAGCUGGUGAGCCCAUGGAAGCUUUUUAUGAGAGCAUGAUAACAGAGGUCGGUCAGAAGAUUGGCCCUUCUGGCCUCGAUAAUUCGGAUACCGCGAUACCUCUGAUGCAUCUACUUGAAGAAGCCCUUAUCACAGCAGCAGGCUCGGCUCUCUAUGGCAAGAACAAUCCCUUUGCUGCGAACCCGAGCCUUGGGAAGGAUUACUGGCUGUACGACUCGCAAAUUUCGCUGUUUCUCCUUAACAUUGUGCCAAAAUACACCGUCCCAAAGGCCUUCAAGGCCCGAGAAAGGCUUGUCACUGCAUUCAGCGCAUAUCACGUCAGGGGAGGGGAGAAGGAUAUGUCGGAUAUUGUUCGCCAACGGUGUGAGGUUGCUUGCAGAUACGGCUGCUCCGACGACUACCUGGGGCGAUCCGAAGUGGAACUGCUCAACGGUCUGCUAAGCAACAUGGUUCCAACAGUAUUCUGGAUGCUGGUUCAUAUCAUCCUAGAUUCUGGAUUAGCAGAACGAGUGAGCAGCGAAGUCGACAAUUUUGUUCAAAAACCCGACCUGGAGGCAUUAAUCCUCGCUCCAGGCGAGAUUCGGAAAGGGUGUCCAGUUCUCGUCGCGACUUAUCAGGAAGCUCUACGUCUAUACUCGUCCUCCGCCCGAGCCUACCAAGUGAUGGAGGACUUUAUGCUCACCGAUGACUGUCUCUUGAAGAAAAACAGCAUCAUCACUAUCCCAGCCGAGACAAUUCACCGCAAUCCUAAAAACUGGGGAUCCGACGCACUGGAAUUCAAUGUUGACCGCUGGUUCAAGUCAGAUCGAACGCUGAAUUCUUCGGCGUGGGUACCAUUCGGUGGAGGCUCUUCAAUUUGUCCCGGUCGCUUUUUUGUCUUUGAUAUGAUAUUGAGUACGGUUAUUGUGAUACUUCAUGGCUAUGACGUAGAGACCCCGGAGACCAAACAACCACCAGGAAAGAAGACUCGCGUUAUGUCUGGUAUCCGCAUUCCUACAGACGACGUUCAUGUUGUCGCGACGAAGAAGCGUCAAGGAAAAGCCAGGAAAUGGCUAAUCAAAAAGAAAACCAAGCAGUCUAACUAG
This is a messenger RNA of Aspergillus puulaauensis, 1530 nucleotides long. RefSeq names its product cytochrome P450. Bases 1 to 1530 code for a protein of 509 amino acids. NCBI's taxonomy places the organism in Eukaryota, Fungi, Ascomycota, Eurotiomycetes, Eurotiales, Aspergillaceae. Gene Ontology annotation, molecular function: heme binding; monooxygenase activity; oxidoreductase activity, acting on paired donors, with incorporation or reduction of molecular oxygen. The transcript has 3 exons. The record is from RefSeq and is a predicted model, not a curated record.